Molecule: messenger RNA, 852 nt
Organism: Panicum virgatum (switchgrass)
Lineage: Eukaryota; Viridiplantae; Streptophyta; Magnoliopsida; Poales; Poaceae
Exons: 1
Coding region: 150-554 (134 amino acids)
Source: RefSeq, a predicted model, not a curated record
CGACCGUCCCCCCGCCCCGCGUCCUUCUCCCUCGCUCUCUUUCCCCUCCCAACCUCCCCUCCGAAGCAAGAAUCACCAGAGGAGCCCGGCCCCGGACCCCGGACCCCGAACCAAGCCAACCAGGUGCGGUGCGGGCGUGAGCGGCGGCCAUGGCGUACUACGGCGACCGGCGCCCGGAGUCGUCGAUCGUGGAGGCGUUCACGCUGUCGCCGCUGCCGUACCCGGUGAUCCUGAUCCUGCUCAUGGUCUCGCUCCUCCUGGGCGUCUCGUGGUUCUUCACCUACGAGGACUUCAUCGAGGAGGCGGCGGAGCAGUUCAGCUGGGCGCUGCUGGCCGUGCCCAUCGCGCUCGUGCUCCUCAUCCGCUGGAUCUCCUCCGUCGACUCCUUCGACGGCUACUUCUUUGGCUUCUUCCCCAGCGAGCGCCGCUGGAGGCCCGGCUACGGGAGCGCCCCCGCCGAGGGCAGCUCGCCCUGGGGCGUCGCCAUGCUCGUCCUGCUCCUCAUCGUGCUCGCGAGCUUCCACGAGACCAUCCGGGACAUGUGGCGGCCAUGACCGAAUCCAUCCGCCCUCGUCUGUCCUGACGACCUCUAGUGCUCAAUUUCUCAUGCUUUUUCUUGCGCGCUUGGCUGAUCGCUGAUCCUAUAUGUUUCUACGCGCGCAUGCAUGUUUCUACGCGCGCUUGUACUUCUUGCUCCAUCGGUGCUGUACAUACUGCAUAAUACGGAUUCUGCAACUGGCUAGAUUAUAGACUCUGAGGGUGAUACUCGAUCAAUUAUCUGCAUGUAACACUGGUUCUGUUUUUUUGUGUGCGUGUUAUAUAAUCAAGGUCUGGUUUGCUUUAUGUUUGGAA